AUGCAGGGAACAUCAGGGAGAGGUGACCUGCCGCCAACAAAAACAAUUAUUGUCUACAGGAACGGGGAUGCUUUCUUUCCCGGAAGAAAAAUAGUUGUGAACCCGCGUCAGGUGGGAACUUUUGACAAUUUCUUGACCUCUUUAACUAGAGGGCUUGAAACUCCGUUUGGCGCCGUGAGGAGGCUGUACACUCCCAAGCAGGGCCACAGAGUCGAGCGUUUGGACGACUUGACGCACGGGGGGGUGUAUGUGGCAGCGAGAAAUGAGCCUUUCAAAAGACUGAACUAUUGUGAGAUAACAACCAAGAAAUCACCAAACAAGAAGAAAGAACAGAUCCGUCCUGUUGUUCACAGCAGAAUUGUGGUUUCAGCCCGCUGGGGGAGAACUACAGAUGAGUCUUGCACAAUACAUGUCUUUACCAACGGAGAAAUCCUGGUUCCUCCAGUUCGAAUACGGAUUCCUAAGCAAACUCUCCGAAGCUGGGAGAAUGUUUUAACCAUGGUGACAGACAAAGUGUGUCUUCGUACUGGUGCUGUGUACAGGCUUCACACAUUAGAUGGACAUCCUGUACUUGGUCCCACUGAGCUAGAGAACAACCAGCACUAUGUCGCAGUUGGUGCAGAAAGGUUUAAACCUCUCCCAUACGACCAGCGGGUCCCCAACAGGGAUUUAGUCAGGGGAAACCAUGUGGCUGAAGGCCAAGACAUCCAGCCCACUAUUAGAAAGACAAGACAAGCGAAGGCUGCGUUUGCUCACACAGGCGGUGAAGAGGACCUUGAGCACACAGCCAGGGGCCAGAUGAAGAAACACACAGCCAAGCUGGAGAGAACCAAACAACAGAGGCAGGUGUCCAGGAUCCCAGUUCUCUUCCCAGUAGGGGAAUGCAGCGUGUUCAAUGCACAAAACAAAAGAAGUGAGACGGCAGGAGCAACAGAGGUGCAGGAAGACCGCCAGUUGAAGGUGGAUCUCCCAAUUGAUCAGGUUGAGGCCAAGAUAGUUGACGAGGAAUAUGAGGAUGGGAGGUGUACUGUAAGUCCCUAUAAGGACUCCCUCCAUGAUUCAGAUGGGUUGUGUCUGCAGAGGUCUUUGUCUGCAGGUUUCAGGAAGGAUGAGGCUAAGGAGAGGGAGGUGUCUUCUAGGCUCGGCAGAAUGCGGUCACGGAUGUUCUGGUUUUUCAAGGGUGGUUAUCACUGUCUGCCCUUCAAUCUGAGGUUCGCUAUGUCAGUGUGA
Scomber scombrus (Atlantic mackerel) is the source of this 1230-nucleotide messenger RNA. RefSeq names its product doublecortin domain-containing protein 2. The record is from RefSeq and is a predicted model, not a curated record. Gene Ontology annotation, cellular component: microtubule; microtubule organizing center. The transcript has 11 exons. The coding region runs from base 1 to 1230 and encodes 409 amino acids. Gene Ontology annotation, biological process: intracellular signal transduction. Lineage: Eukaryota; Metazoa; Chordata; Actinopteri; Scombriformes; Scombridae.